Messenger RNA from Micropterus salmoides (largemouth bass), 11359 nucleotides. It is a transcript of the gene kmt2ba, whose product is annotated as lysine (K)-specific methyltransferase 2Ba. The record is from RefSeq and is a predicted model, not a curated record. Gene Ontology annotation, cellular component: histone methyltransferase complex; nucleus. NCBI's taxonomy places the organism in Eukaryota, Metazoa, Chordata, Actinopteri, Centrarchiformes, Centrarchidae. Gene Ontology annotation, biological process: positive regulation of DNA-templated transcription. Gene Ontology annotation, molecular function: DNA binding; protein binding; histone H3K4 methyltransferase activity. Bases 119 to 9667 code for a protein of 3182 amino acids. The transcript has 36 exons.
AUGAUGCACUUGUCGUUCCUUUCUAUCUCGCGCCUUUGCCUCUGCGCAGUCCAUCUUGCCUCGCAUAUCGCUGCUGUCACCCUCUGCCAGCGCGCCGUCCCUGUUGUUGUAGGAAAUAAUGGCGGCAUCGGGAGGCGGAUUAUCAUCUCCCGCGGCCGUCGCGGGCUUGAGCACCCAGGCGCCGGCCCGGUCUCGUUUCCCGGGUCGGCCGUGCUCAGCUCGAAGCAGGCUGCGGUCGGAAAAACGUACCAAACGCGGAAGGUUGGGCUCGGACGACGGGGAUCUGGCUUCCGGAGGGCCGAGGCCCGUAAACAUCGGCCUGGCGUUGAGCGAGGAUCCGUCCCUGCUGCGUCUGCUCGGGGUGGCGGAGAAGCACAGGCGGCAGAGAGAUGCGGGGUUCCACUCCAGCGACAGUGAGGAGGAGGAAGAUUUCACUGGAUUUGGGACCAAAACAGUUCGUCCACAGAAAACUUCUGGCACUGUCCCUCAGUCAUCGUUACUAAGCCAAGCAAAGCCUCCUCAAGCUUCAGAACAUUCUCCUGGAGCGAAGCCUCUCGUUGGAAAAAUUAUUCCCAAAUCCCCAAAAGCGGUACUUAUUGGGAAAAUUGUACCGAGGGUCUCUAAAGAAAGCCAGUGUGUCAAAGAGAGCUCCGUAAAAGACAAAGAAAUGCCAAAGGUGGUAAUUAAACUGCAUGGCAAGCAGGUAGCUCUCACUGCAAAAGCCAAACAUGCAGACGAGCAGGCCUCAGGUAGACAGGGCAGUAAAAGGUCGGCUGACUUUAUCAGGAAAGCAAGAAAAUCAGUGGACUCAGGCAGCAUGCAGAACCAAACAGCCGCUACCUCAGCUGGUGGCACCAAGCAAGAUAAGCUAAUGAGCGCUCUGACAGCAGUCAAGGGUGCAGGAAAAGCUUCCAAGGUCAAAGAACGAGGCGAGGUGUCGGAGGAUUCAGACACAGACCAAUCCCAGCCACAGAGGUCGGUGAAACGCAUGAGGGGGUUUCGAAUUGGGCACACAAAACGCACAUCUCAAGCAGUUGCUCUGUCGUUCACAUCCUUUCACAAACGGCAGAGAAAGAGAACGGCUAAGGGCAUGGGUGCCUCUCCAGAGGCUGGAGCCGAGGCCGGUGCACAGAGUGGAGAAGAGGCGGCAAUGCCCCUCGAGUGUAAAGCCACAGAUUCCUCUGAAAAAAGAACACCCAAAAGACAUCAACGCAGAUCUUUGUUUGGGCAUAGGCGAAAGCCAACAAAAAACGUUCAGACAGGUCCUAAAUUGGGUAGUAUUCGCACUAGGCGUGUUUUUUACACCUAUGUACCUGAGCCCUUACCAGCCACACUGAUGCCGGACGGGAAUGAGCUGCAGCUGAGAGGUCAGAAUAUCACUUCAUCAGAGGGUCAGCCGAGCUCAUUUUCUGAACAAGUGCAGCAGAGCUCAAACAACUCCUCCACUUCUGUAACGAGUGCUCGUUCCUCCCGCGUUAUUAAAACUCCGAAGAGGUUCUUGGACGAGGAAAUGAUCCCCUUUCCAAAGGGUUGUCUGUCAACAUGGCUGAAAAGUCAAAAAAGAGAGGACGCAAAGCCAAGUCCAUCAUGUCACGAAUCAAUCUAUGACGACAACUCCCUGCAGUCAGACACUGACCAUCUGUCUGUGGUCGACAGCCCACCCUCAGUGACAAAGUUUUCAUCAAAGGCCAAUCCAGGCACCAGCCACCUAGAGAUCUACAAGAACCUCAAGAAACUGACCUUGAAACUGGCGGAGAAAAAGAAAGGCCGGCCUGACGCUCGGGGGGAUUAUCCACAUCAUGGCGACGGUUUGACCUCUCAUGGGAAGAAGAGGCGGAGGUCAAAGCUGAUGAUGGAGGAGAUGGACUCUCCUGGUGUUGUGAGGAAACUGGCCGUGGUGGUGAACACUGAUGUGGAAGCGCCCUCACACGUGCUGUUAGGAGACACAGGCAACAAUAAUGAGGCAGGAAGCAUGACGGGGGACAGUCAUGAGCCGUGGGAAGUCAGUGGGCCCAGCCAUCGAAUUGGUCUCAGUGGAGCCAAUAAGACGAUGCUCCACCUGCUGAAGAAAGCCAAAGUCCAGCUCAUCAAGAUUGAUCAGCAGAAGCAGCUGAAGUUAUCACAGCUGGGCUCCAGAGAAUCACGUGUGCCAGUGAGUGGGAGGAGGAAGAGGAGGAGGAGGAGAGUUGGUGUAUCUCCCAAAGAUACUGGUCCUCAGGAGCAGCCGCUGGGCGGUCCAAGGAUCAAACAUGUCUGUCGGGCAGCAGCAGUGGCUCUGGGGCAGCCCCGUGCCAUGGUGCCAGAUGAUAUUCCCAGACUCAGCGCCCUGCCACUUCACGAGAGAGAGGGCAUCACCUUCUCUCCUGCAGCAGAAGAUGUGGCAGAUGAUGACGAUGACAUCACUGAUCAGGGCAGGGCUCAGUGGGUUGUCUCUCAGGAACACAUCCAGCGCAGGAGGAGGAGGGGGAGGGGGAAGGGCCGCAGGUUCCGAAAAAGGAAGGUCCUGAGUGAAUAUGCACCUGGGGGAGUCCGUGCCCGGCGCUGUGGACACUGCAAAGGCUGUUUGAUAGAGGAGGACUGCGCAAAGUGUGUAAACUGCCUCGAUAAGCCCAAGUUCGGGGGGCCCAACACCAAGCGGCAGUGUUGCAUAUAUAAGAAGUGUGAGAGGAUUGAGAAAGCAAAGAUUGAGCGCAUUGUCAAACCAUUAAAAGUCCAGGCAAGGCGGCUGUCAGGAGGGUCAGAGGAGGGAUCGUCCUCCAUGGCGCCUGGAGUCAGAAAACUGUCCCUGCGUAACAUCGCACCACGCUCCUACAGCAGCCUGCUGAAGUCUGAAUCUGAAGAAGAGGAGGGAGAAGAACAAGAGGAGAAGGCAGAUAAAUCAACAGUCAAGUCAAACGUAGUUGCUGCUAGCAACCAAGAUCUUGCUCCUCAAGAUGGCGGCUCACUGCCGUACGACCCUCCAGCUGAGGUGGUGAAGCACCGCCGGCCGUUCUCCAGAGGAGCCGGGAGCAGACCCAGGGCUUCCAAGGAACAGGAGAACACGGAGGAGACGGAGCCCAGAGAAACCAGCCCAUCCAGGAGCCCAAUGCCGAAGCUGCAGCAGCAGCUACAAAUACACUUACACCGUCUGCCUGAUUUUAUCCUGCGGUCUGCUCUGUCUUUGCCGCAGCAGUUGCCCCAGUGUCUGGAUCAGUGUGCUGCACAGUCGCAUCCAAAAUUGUCCCAGCUUGUAACGCAGCCUGCUAUUUCACCUUCCACUACACACUGUCCUCCAGAAUUGUCCCAGCCUGUAACGCAGCCUGCUAUUUCACCUUCCACUACACACUGUCCUCCAGAAUUGUCCCAGCCUGUAACGCAGCCUGCUAUUUCACCUUCCACUACACAAUGUCCUCCAGAAUUGUCCCACCCUGUAACGCAGCCCGCUUCUCCACUUUCACCACAUCCCAUAACAGACUCUCUGCUGUUACGUUUGCCCCAGUCUGUGGUGCAGUCAGCAUUGCAUUUGCACAACUAUAUAUUGUCAUCAUCUCAACAACAGCGCCAGUCCAUACUCCACUCAUCUCUGACAGAGGUUUCGUCAAAGUUGUGUUUUCAGGGACAUCCAAAGUCUGAGCAAAAAGCAGAUGCUUUGACUGAUGCAUGCAGAGCUAGCAAAGAUGCGGUGCGUAAAACUGUGCAAGUGCUUCCUCAGACUGUCGAUCCACUCACAGAGUUACAGGAGAGCACGCAAAUGAAGCAGGAGGACAAACGAGGGGAUCCGCCUGAAGAGGAGGAGGAGGAGGAGGACGGCAACGAUUCUGUUAAAGAGACGGUGCUGCAGAACUGUCCAACAACUGAUCCACACUAUGUCCUUCGUUCCCAGAAUCCCGCAGAGUGUGCGUCAGUGAACACCCUGCCAGGGUUAACUAACGGAUUUCCCCAAAGGGGCCUGCAGAACAAGUACAAGAUCCGCGUGGAUUUCAAGGAGGACUGUGCUGUACAGAACGUAUGGCUAAUGGGCGGCCUCAGCGUCCUGACAUCUGUCCCCACCACACCACAACCCAUCUGCCUGCUCUGCUCCAGUAAAGGACGACAUGAGAUGAUAUUCUGCCAGAUCUGCUGUGAGCCUUUCCACAGUUUCUGCCUCUCACCAGAGGAGCGCCCCAUGAAGGGGAACAAGGAGAACUGGUGCUGCAGGCGCUGCAAAUUCUGUCAUGUUUGUGGCCGUCAAAGCAAGAACACAAAGCCUGUGUUGCAGUGCAGGAGAUGCCAAACCUCCUACCACCCUUCCUGCCUGGGACCGACUUACCCCAAACCUAUGAACUGCAACAUGCCUUGGGUAUGCAUGACAUGCAUUCGGUGUAAAAGCUGUGGCGUGACUCCUGGAAAGAGCUGGGACUUGGCCUGGAACCACGAGCAGGACCUCUGUUCUGACUGCACUGUUCUCCAUAACAAAGGUAAUUUCUGCACCAUCUGCCACAAGUGCUACGGCGACAAGAAGCAACAAACACAGAUGAUUCAGUGUUCAAAGUGCAGCCACUGGAUUCAUUAUACAUGUGAAGGACUUUCAGACGAGCUGUUUGGUUUGCUGUCAAGCCAACCGGAAGAAGAAGUGCUCUUCACCUGUUCACCCUGCAGCCAGCACCGAACUGAACACAGCGGCUUGAAGGUGGCGCUGCAGAGCAGGCUGAUAGCAGGGCUGAAGGAGGUGCUCACUGACCUCCUCUGUGACCAAGCCACACAGCACCUCCUCAUCUGUAAAGCGUGUCAGGAAACCAACAACACACACUUUGACAGGGAGCAACAACAAGUCUGUGAUCUACAAGCAAUGGAGAAGAAGUUUGAAGGGGGCGGUUACACCUCAAUAAAAGCUUUCCAUGCGGAUGUCGCCUCUGUGAUGAGGAAGUGGCUGAAGGAGGAGGAGCUUCUCCCUGAGCACCAGAGAACGACGAGCCAGGCCAGAGCACACUAUGUCAAACUGAUUGAGCGGGUUUUCAGUUGGUUUCCUGAACGCCAUCUGAAAAAGUGGAACUCGUUCUCUGAGGAAUUCCCAAGUGGCAUGCUCCCUGAGGCGGUCCUCCCACCAUCCAUGGAGCACAGCUAUGCACAAUGGCUGGAAAGGACAUACCAGCCGAAGGAGUCCAGGGGCCCACAGGCGGGGAAAACUGAGUCUGUGCUGUCCUCAGUCGCUACACUGCAGUCUGGUGUAUCGCACCCUCUUUAUUCACAUGGUGAAAUGAGUCAUCCGGAAACUACCAAGACUGAAGAUGUGAGGCAGUGUGCCCUUUGCCAACAAUACGGAGACUCUGCCACCAGUGACGCAGGGCGGCUGUUGUACAUGGGACAGAAUGAGUGGUGCCAUGUUAACUGCUGCCUUUGGUCUGCAGAGGUGUAUGAGGAGAAUAGUGCUCUUUUGCAAGUGCACAGCGCUGUCUCAAGAGGGCGCCACCUGCGUUGUGAUCGUUGUGGACAGUCAGGAGCCACUGUGGGCUGCUGUCUUGCCACCUGCCAGAGUAAUUUUCACUUCAUGUGUGCUCGUGCCCAGAACUGUGUGUUUCAGCAGGACAAGAAGAUGUACUGCUUCAAACACAGAGAUCUUAUCAGUGUGAAGAUGGUUUCUGGGAAAGGCUUUGAGGUUUCUCGGCGAGUUUAUGUGGACUUUGAGGGGAUUAAUCUCAGAAGAAAGUUCCUCACAGGCCUAGAGCCAGAAUCCAUAAACAUGACCAUAGGCUCUCUGCAAAUUCAGAAACUUGGUGUGUUGUCAGAGCUGUCGUCAAAUGGGAGGAUGCUGUAUCCUGUCGGCUAUCAAUGUUCGCGGUUGUACUGGAGCACUGUGGACCCUCGCAGACGCUGCAAAUACACCUGUAAGGUGACAGAAGCGAGCACACCUCUCCCUGGUGAGGAACAUGAUCCGAGGUGGGACCAGGAAGAGAAUCACACCAUAGUCCACAGUCCCAGCCACCACAGAGAUAUGGAGUCCCCAGAUCGUUUAAGCUCCUCAUCCAGCCCCAUAAAGUCCACUACCCCAUCUCCCAACCCUAAACAGCACAACACACCUGGAUCCAAAAGUCCAGGUUACACACAGACCAGGAGACCAGCAGGAGGAUCAUCUCGACCUCUCCCAUCUCCAGGGUCCGCGCUUCCCAAAUCGCAUCACAUCCUGACAUUGAGGGACCUGGAGGACACCCGUCGGCCUCGCAGGGUCUCAUCAAGAAGCCGCUGCAGUUCCUUGCCAACAGACAGCGACCCGUCUGUGCCGAUGACCCUCCGCUCUGGUGGCACCGUCAACUCCAGAUGUGCCCUGUUCAGCUCUCCUCCAAGGUCGUCCAACUUGGGUUCAGCCUCGCCUCCUCUAUCGCGCCAAAACUCGACAUCACCAGUCUGGAGCUCCCCGCCUAGAUCGAACUCCAGCAUCUCUGCAGGGCUGUCACUUCGGCAAGGAGCCAUCACGCACUCCCCCAGAGGGAGGCAUAACUUCAGAAUCACCACUCCAGUUUCUGCAGAGGUUCCCCAAGACUUCCUUGCAUCAUCGGAGGCGGAAGAUGCAGCAGUGGCCACAACCAAUGGGAUCUCAUUAGCCCCUGAUAACCUGGAAGAGGAAGUAGCCCACCUGAUGGCCCAGGACCUGCCGUACACUGUGUUUGACACUGACACAGAGGUUGCAGUGGCCUCCAUGCUGAAUGCUAAGCUUGAGUUUGAUGAGGCUCUGCUCAGUGAGACAGUGGCACUUCACUGCGGGAGAGGAGAGGUGGAAGGUGUAGUGCAAGAUGUGGAAAUGCAGGAAGAUAAUCGGGAGAAUGACUACGAAGAUGAAGACUCGAGCCGUUACUUAAAAUUUUCACGCACAGUGGUGUGUGACGCAGCUAUCGGCUCGGACGCCUCCGGGCAGCUUCCCCCAACACAGUCGAUCUCACAGUUAGAUGGAGCAGACGGCGGGUCAGAGAGUGAUGAAAGCGAGGUGGUCAACGAUGAAGCUCAGGACACAGAAGAAGAAGACGAAGAGAUUAAGAUUCAUACCAACCACAAUACACCUACUAAACAGCUGACGGUUGCUCUAAAGAGGCUAGAGUCGAUCUACACCGUGUCAACAGUUGAACAAGGAACAGCUGACCCAGAGUUUCAGGAACAUUGUCCACCAUGUGAUGUUCUUAAACCAAGUUACUCGCACGAUGACAUGUCACUCCGUGAAGAAGAGGUCCUGAUGAGCUCUGAAACCCUACCAUCUCAAAAUGAGGUGUUUUUGGAUUCCGCUACAGGACAUUUUAUUUCUGCUGAAAGUGACGCUGUAAUGUACCCAAAUAACAAGGAAGUUGAGGAUAAAGAUGAAAGUAGCUCAUCUGCCGACUCAGUUGGAGGAUUUAAAGAUGAUUUAAAUGACCCGGACUACUCUCCACAGCAUACAACCAAAAAAUUCCCCCCAGCACACAUGAAAACCAUCAUUGUGAAGACUAAACGUCCAGCAUCAAACCUCAAACGCUUGUCUCCAAAACUGUGUCUUCCACAACAGCACAAUCUCAAUUUGCUGCUGCCCCCUCAACCUACACAGGCUGUAAAUGAUGCGUCGGCCUCCCCGGCUGCUGCCAGUAUUUGUGCAGUUCCACGCACGGUCACUUCCCCCAUUGUGAUCAAUGGUUUAAACGCUUUACCCAUUCAGGGUGCCACACGGGGCAGAACCAUCGCCAUCCGUUUGGACAGCUCGAGGCCAGGAAGUCAGGGGCAAGUUGGGAUUCAGAAUCAAGCUGCAGCCACUAGCUCAACCCCGGCCCAGGCCCCCGCCCGUCAGGUCCUUCUGGUCAACCGUCAAGGUCAGAUUCUGAUCAAAGACCCGAGAACAAACACUUAUCAGGCACUCAGUACAAAUUCUCCUGCCUACAAUAAAAUAAGCCAGAUUGCUAAGCUUCUCCACAGUGGUAAUGCCUUGCAGCGCUCAGUCCCUCGUGUCAUAAUAAAGCCUCGUUCCAGCCCAUCUGCCACCAACGUCCCUCCUGCCAGUAACCACACAGCAACGUCGGAGAGAAAAUUCAUCGUCAGAAUGGUGCCUCUAAAUAGCAGCGUGCCUCCAGCUCCCGCAACUCCUGUCUGUGUGCCGAGUGUUCCUGAAGCAAGUUUCUCCAAUAUUGAAGAGAGCACAGCCCAGGCUAUUAUCGACCGAGCCAUGGCUACCCACCGCGACGAGCCAAAGACGAAACCCAUCAUCCUCAGUAACACUCGGCAGACAAGAGCCAGACAUCGAAGACCGUCCCGUUUUCUGGACGAAGAGGUCUCGGAUCAGUCACCAGCUGCAGGCUCAGAGUCUCCCAGUGGUUUACUCAAUCAACCAAAUUUCAACCUACAACCAACACCUGCUCCAUGGCACCACCAGGUGAGGGUCAAGAGAGUAUCAUCGGUGUCUGAAAGGCCCUCCAGGAAGAAAUCCAAGAUGGACUUCUUGAGGGAUCCCUCAAGUGAGCUGGAUGAAGUUAAUGAAGCCAGACCGAGUCGUGUGAGAAUGAAAGCUCCAACAAUGAAGGAUGUUCUUGACAUGGACCAGAAGAAUAUGUCUGACGAGCCUGAGAAGAUGAGGGUUAUUGCUCCGCCUCCUCCUACGCCCUCCAGGCAUCCUUGGGUUGAGAGUCCACCCACACAUGCACAAACUAACAUUCAGGGUAAAACACACACGUGGGUGAGCGCUCGCCAUGGAGACCUCUCUGAAUGGGGCCCUUAUUCAGGUUUUAGCUCAGAAGAAGAUGCACCUGCACCUAAAUACAGAAAGAGGACAUACAUGAACCAGCCCCACCUGCGUUUUGAAAUCACCAGCGAUGAUGGCUUCAGUGUUAAGGCGAACAGCAUAGAGGUUGCCUGGCGCGCGGUGAUUGACGGCGUCCUGGAAGCUCGAUCGGGCUUCCACAUGAAGCAGCUGCCUCUAGGUGUGAUGACGGGGCCGCGGGUGCUCGGUGUCGUCCACGACGCCGUCAUCUUCCUGCUGGAGCAACUGCAGGGGGCCACAAACUGCAAACGCCACCGCUUCAGGUUCCACCGCUGUGACGACAUCGAGGAAGAGCUUCCCCUCAACCCGAGUGGCUGCGCUCGUUCUGAAGUCUACACACGGAAAGCGACUUUUGAUAUGUUUAACUUCCUGGCAUCACAGCACAGAGAGCUCCCUGACAUAGUAGGCCCUUUUGACGAAGAGGAAGAUGAAUUCCCACUAAAAUCUUCCAGACGAGCCACCAGCAGUGAGCUCCCAAUGGCAAUGAGAUUCAGACACCUGGAAAAAAUCUCGAAAGAAGCAGUAGGAGUUUACAGAUCUGAAAUCCAUGGUCGGGGCCUUUUCUGCAAAAGGAACAUUGACGCUGGGGAGAUGGUGAUCGAGUACGCCGGCACCGUCAUUCGUUCUGUCUUGACUGAUAAGCGGGAGAAAUAUUAUGAUGGCAAGGGCAUCGGCUGCUACAUGUUCCGCAUCGACGACUUUGACGUGGUGGACGCGACGAUGCAAGGCAACGCAGCUCGCUUCAUCAACCACUCGUGCGAGCCGAACUGCUACUCUCGUGUCAUCAAUGUGGACGGCCGCAAGCACAUAGUCAUCUUCGCCCUGAGGAAGAUCUACCGGGGUGAAGAGCUGACCUACGACUACAAGUUCCCCAUCGAGGACGAGAACAGCAAGCUACACUGCAACUGCGGGGCGAGACGCUGCCGUCGCUUCCUGAAUUAGUACACGCACACACACCCCGCAUACCAACAGCCAUCUUGUCUAAUGCACUUGAAUUCAGGAGGUGGGCUUUGAUGAAAUGAAAAAGGCGACUGUUGUGACUUAAAGUGUGUGGUCGCUGACACACACAGACCUGAUCUACUGAAAGUCUUUACUUUGUUGGAAGGUUAAUUCACAGACUGAUCGAGGAUGGCGUGUUUGUUCAUUUCUGUCCUCUGAACUGCUGUUGACAGUCGGAAACCAGAUUAGAGCCAUUUGUCAGAGUUUGGGAUUAAUAUUUAUGUGAUUUCAGACUGCUGGAUUGUUAGUCUGUCAGGAAGUGCAGUUCAGUUCAUGAAAAUGCACUACUUUUACCAUCUCACACAACCCCGUUCUCUCAGUUUUACGUUGUUGAAUUUGUCGUCAGUAGCCAAGGUUACUGGGGAGGCAAAUAUUACCAGCUACAAGCAGUGCAAACUAAAAUAACCUCACAUCAGGUAUUACUCUGUAAAGGGGGGUCUUUUAUUAUGCUGGAGACAGUGUGUCUUUUUUAAAUACAAGGUCACAGAGAAGGUAGAAGUAACACCUCACUUUGACACGACCUCCGCUGGCAGCACUGGUGUCGCAGCAGACAGGACUAAUUUUACUUCGGAGCAAAUCAAACACAUUUGACUCAAGGCAUCUUGUGUACAUUGUAGUGCAGCUAAAUUUUAACCUCACUCUGGAUACCACAAGUCUUGUGAGCAGGGACUCCAAUAUUUUAGGUGCUGGUGACAUUUACCCCCAAAACGUAGUUUUAAUAGUCACCCAAACCUGUUUCCCACCUUUCAGUUGAAAUUUUCUGAUUUUAUUUGUGACGGCAGAGAUGCUGUGAUCUAAAUGCUUUUAUCCUGCUCUUACAGUCUGUUCUUUAUUUGUUAAUUUGUGCUGUUUGUAUAUUUUAAGGUCUAUGAGGGAGAGUUUCCUUGAUGCGGGCACGAACUGAAUAUAGUGAUCUUGCACAGUCCCUUAUAUACCUUUUUUGUAUUUUUGUAUAUUUGAACAAUAAAUGUAUAUUCAACAAGCUGAUGGAAAUAAAUGUGUUUGAGCUUUUAACUUUGUUUUUUGUAAGUGAAGGCUCACUAAUAUAAAUGAAGCUAUUGCUGAGUAAUGGUAAUUAAGUUAAUCUUUUACACUUUUUUUUUUUUUUUUAGGCAGUUUUGCACCCUCUUUUUCUUGUUUUUUUGUCUCUCACAGGUGUACUACCUCAAAGGUGUCAUGAAGCAAGAUUUAAUUUAAUUACAGAACACAUUUGGUGAAAAACCGCUUCACCUCAUUUUCUUAUUGUUCAAUCUUUGUAAUCAUUACAUCUUGAUAGUAUGAAAACAAAUAACAUCAACAAUAUUAAAACUGACUUGCUAUUAUGCCUGCAAUUAUUUUGUAAGAAUAGGUGGCCACCAUUUGUGCUCAUUCCCUUCUGUGUGCAACCACACCCAACUAAUGGAUGAAGAUAGGAUCCUAGAGAUUAGGUUGAAGGCUGAAUGCUGUGGAUGUAUGUUUUGUGUUUUAGGAUUAAUAAUUGAAUUUGACACGCAUAGCUUUUACUUUAUCAGCUCACUAUUGAUCCUUGUCUGUACAUAGUUGUAUAAAGAAUUUCUAAACCUGUUGAAUAUUUUUUUACCUAAAAUUCUUUUUUUUAAUUUAUGUUCAAUAAAAACUUUACAUGUUCAAAACCUA